AGUUACGGGGAGUUAUAGCCACGUCGGCGAAAGAAGGGUCCCUUGAAAGGGCUGGGAAAUGGCUUAACAGAUGUAUUAUUCGUUUUUUAAAGAUGUAGCCACUCUUUUUGAGAUUGGUACAAAUAUCAAAUUGGUUGUAAAUCUCUCGGCUGAAUGUUAGAAAUGGUCGCGGCGGAGUAGGCCUUUGUCACGCCUCGGACUCGCGUGAGAACGUAAGCGGACCGAGAGAGCUCUGGUCCGGGGGGGCGACUUUGUGUCGUGGAACCGUUUACUUAGAAAGUCUAAUAGCUAACUGUGCAUGCCCAUGCAUCUGCAGCUGUCUACCAUCCACUCAGCCGCUGUCAACAGGAACAGACUCUCCAGGAGAUGGACGUAGAGACCUACAGACAUGAUCGCACCAGCCAGAAAGGAUUUUGUGUCUCUAGCAGUAGAUGAAAGUGGGGCUUAUACGAAUGGCAAACAGCGCAAGCAGUCAUACUUGAGGAAAUGGAAGCAGUUGUCCAGCCUGCAGCGCAGCCUUAUCCUGUUUGUUCUGGUUCUGCUCCUGAUCAGUGGGAUUGCCGGAUACCCCGGUCUCUUGACACAUUGGGGAGCUCAGUCAGACACAGCAGAAGGAGGGAACGAUGGUGGUGGGAUGCUGUCACAAAUCGAGAUGAAGAGUGAAGGCAAAGCUAUUCUGCUCGAGCCUCCUUCAGAGAGAAAGGGCUUUCGUAAGCGAGGACCACCCAUCCUACAGAACCGCUCACAGUUUAAAGGAAAUGGCUCUGAGCCACAGGGAGUGGAGAUGAAGAAGAUGGUGCAGGAGGAGGAUGGGAACAAGUCCCUAAUCAGUUGGCGUGGCGCCGUGAUCAAAAUGGACGAAGUCACGGAUACUAAGAAGAAAGAGAUGCUGCCUGAGUCCGAGGACUCGUCAGUAGUGGCGAGCAGGCUGGAGGCAGUGAGGGAGGCUUUCCGACAUGCCUGGAAAGGCUACAAAGACUUUGCUUGGGGUCAUGAUGAGCUCAAACCCAUUUCAAAAUCUUACACUGAAUGGUUUGGACUGGGACUAACUCUUAUUGAUGCACUGGAUACUAUGUGGAUUUUGGAGCUGAAAAAAGAGUUUGAGGAAGCCAGGCAGUGGGUGGCCACACAGCUGUCCUUUGAGAAAAACGUGGACGUGAACCUGUUCGAGAGCACCAUCCGUAUACUGGGCGGCCUGCUCAGCACUUACCAUCUGACCGGUGACGCAUUGUUCCUGGACAAAGCUAAAGACAUCGGCUCCAGGCUGAUGCCCGCUUUCAGCACACCGUCAAAGAUCCCAUACUCAGACGUGAACAUCGGUAGUGGUGUGGCUCAUCCACCACGCUGGACCUCUGAUAGCACUGUCGCCGAGGUGACCACUACACAGCUGGAGUUCCGCGAGCUGAGCCGACUCACCGGAGAUCCCAAAUACCAGGAUGCAGUAAUGGAAGUAAUGAAGCAGGUGCACAAACUGGAAGGGAAGCACGAUGGCCUGGUGCCCAUGUUCAUCAACACCAACAACGGGCAGUUCACUCACCUGGGCGUGUACACGUUGGGUGCCAGAGCUGACAGCUACUAUGAAUACCUGCUCAAGCAGUGGAUUCAGGGAGGCAAGAUUGAGACCGAGUUGUUGGAGGACUACAUGCAGGCGGUGGAGGGGAUUAAAAAGAACCUGCUGAAGAAGUCUUCUCCUCUUGGCCUUACGUUUGUAGGAGAGCUGUCUCACGGACGCUUCAGCCCCAAGAUGGAUCAUUUAGUGUGCUUCCUGCCUGGCACGCUGGCCCUGGGGGCGCACCACGGCCUGCCAGUCGAGCACAUGGAGCUGGCAGGGCAGCUGAUGGAGACCUGCUACCAGAUGUACACACAGAUGGAGACAGGCCUGAGUCCUGAGAUAGUGCACUUCAACAUGGAGGCAGGCAGCACACAGGAUGUGGAUGUUAAACCUGCAGACAGACACAACCUGUUACGGCCAGAAACCGUGGAAAGCCUCUUCUACCUGUACCGGUUCACCAAGGACAAGAAGUACCAGACCUGGGGUUGGGAGAUCUUUCAAAACUUCAAUAAAUACACCAGGGUUGAAACUGGUGGUUACACCUCCAUCAAUAAUGUGCGGGACCCGAAGUCUCCCAGUCCACGAGACAAGAUGGAGAGCUUCUUCCUGGGCGAGACACUCAAAUACUUCUACCUGCUGUUUUCAGACAACUUGGACCUUAUUAACCUGGACACAUACAUCUUCAACACAGAGGCCCAUCCUUUGCCCAUAUGGCCAAAGGCUAAGUGAUGGACACAGCCUCUCUCUCUUUCUCUCUCUGUCUCUCUUUCUCUCUCACACACACAAACACACACACUCUUCUCUCAGGGCUUUACAGAAAGACUUCUCAGUUCCUUUGAUAUCUAAACUGCCUUGUUUCUUUUUCCUGUUUUGGGAACAAGAAUCUUUUCGUAAUUGGAUUUUAUUUAAUUAGUGACAAUUUCUAAAAGCAUUUACUAAAGACACAAGAUACACGCACAAAUCAGAAUACAGACUGAUGAAGCUUCUUUUAUUACAGCAUAAAUCUCAUCGUUGCUCUACACAAUUUCAUUAGUGCUGAAUGAGAACACAUCCAAUUCUCUAUGCUGUGGAUUAUCAAUCGUAUCUAGCAGGACUGUGCUUAACUUCUCAUCCUCCAUCGUCAGAGAAGGAGGCUUCAGAGUCGACUGUGACAUGAUUAUAGCCUAAGCCACAGCACUGUAGGGCACAGUGAGAGAGCAAGACGAAGGGCGACAGGCAUGAAUUACUGUUGUUAGCCUUCGGGUUUUUUUAAUCGUUUAUAUCUGUGCAGUUUUAUUCAGUCCAAGAGUUGAAUUCACUUUCAAACUGUGAACCUUUUUGUACAGACCGAGCACUUUAUUGCGUCCCCCAUCCCCUUUGCCAUCAAAUCUGUCCGUGACAUUUUAUUUUUCCACUUUGUGUUGAGUUUUUAUCCCUUAAAAGGAAAGUUUGUGUACUUAUUUUAUAUAUACUAUAUAUUUUUUCUGUGCUGACUUGAGCACAGAGCUCACUGCCAUUCCUGUAUAUAGGGAAAGUAACAUUAUGUUUUGGUGUUGUAACAUUUCUCUGUUUUAUUUUGUAAUUCUACCUGAUCCUAUUUGUGCAGGAGUCUAGGUGAUAGUAUACACCCAAACCAUGGACCAGUAAUUCAUCAAUAAACUUAGAACGGAAGACUUGCGAGGAACUUCCCUAUUUCGUUGUUGCUUUUUGUUUUUAAACCCUUAUUUUGGUAAAUCAUGUGACGAUUAUCCCUGCCUCCUGAGCUACGAUUGGCUGUUAGUUGUUGUUUCAAAGCCAUAUAAACACUGGACAGUUAAGGAGCCAGACUGGAAAAAGAUGACUCUACACUAUAUGUACAGAGUAAUAGUCAGUCUGUCAGUUUAAUUCUGUCUUAAAUUUCCUUGUACCACAGCGCUCUUGAAUUCUCGAAUCUGACUGGUUAGGAGGUGUUGCUUAAUUUCUAUAACAGUAGCUUGCAGUAGACUUCAAAGCAAAUCACAGGUUUAUACUAAUGCACUCGAUCUAAUACGCUGUUGUUUCUAUAGUAAUGACUAACAUUAUAUGGAGCAUCUGCCAUACGAGUCUAAGACUGAUUAUAUGCAGAUUAAAAUGUUAUUUAAACAAAGAAAAAAUUAUAGUCAUGUUAAUGAAAUGGUGACGUUUUCUGUAAGGAGAUUUGUUUUGCAUUUCUGGAAUGAGUCUCCAGUGCCAGCGCUUUGUAACAAUCAGUGGUAAAGCUGUAAUUUUUUUUUUUUAGACACGAAGAAUUCUUCAGGAUGGAGGGCUUUACAUUUUCCUAGUAACUUAGAAUAAGCUGCGUUUUUGGUCCUGUUAACUCAGAGAGAGGAAAAAAAUGAGGCUGUUUACAGCUGUUAUAACAUACGUUACAACAGGGACUUGCUUAUUUCGCAGGCGUUCCACAGUAAAUGUAACUAUAAACUGAUAAAGUUUUUUAGUUAAAUAGUAAAUUGUUAGUGUUGGCAGUUUGCUGUGGUUGAGGAAGAGGAAUAAUCAGUGCCCCCUCUGUGGCUGAUUUUCCUAAAACAUUUAUUCCUUACAUAUUUCUUAUCAGGUGUCAUUAGCGUUGUCUUUUUCUAACGUAAUAGACGUAACAUCUGUGAUAGCACAUCACCUUGUUCAUAUGAUGACGUAUUUUAGACCAUGGUGGGUUUAAUAGCUGUAUCUUGCUCAUUACAGCUGACUGAAUAGACGUUGCUUUAGUCUGAACUAGCUCAGAGCCAAGAAGGGCUGAAAAGACUGAAUUUGUGAAUCAUGUGUUGUUCUGCUUGUGCCUUUUGAAUCUUUACUGAGCAAUGAUAAUGAAGUCUAUUUUGAUUCCUGAGACUCAUGUUUUGUAUUGAAAUGUCACAUAUCCCAUGAAUAUGGCUGUGGUUUUAGUGUUUACAGAUUUGUUGUAGAUACUAAGAAAUCUUUUUGUGCUUAUUUAUGAUCGAUUCUAUGAAGAUUAACUUAAAUCACUGAUCAAUGAAACCAGCUCACAUGCAUUUUAUAGUAAUGUGUUAAUGUACAAAUGGCCAAUGUUCAUAUUUUACAUAUACAAUUAAGGGCUUUGUAUGUAUUUUUUUCCAGUGAUGAAUGUGCAAGUUUCUUAAAUUAUUAUUGUCCUUCUAGAGAUUGACCAAAGACAGUGCUGUUCAAAGACCUGAAUUAAUUUUUUUUUUUUUUGGGGCGGGGGGUUCUUGAUGCUGAAACCAAUAAUUCAAAUUUGUGUUUAAUGCUGAUGUUGUUAAUGUAAAAAAAUUUAAGCUAAAGUAGUCUGUCAUGGUUCAAUGCUUUAAGAGUUUGGACAAUGUAUGUGAUGUGAGGUUGUGCAAAAGAAAAGCUUUUGUCAAUAAACAAUUUCAAAAUCUCUUGUAGAAAGAGAUACAAGUGA
Molecule: messenger RNA, 4925 nt
Organism: Pangasianodon hypophthalmus (striped catfish)
Lineage: Eukaryota; Metazoa; Chordata; Actinopteri; Siluriformes; Pangasiidae
Gene: man1b1b
Product: mannosidase, alpha, class 1B, member 1b
Exons: 15
Coding region: 389-2281 (630 amino acids)
Biological process (GO): carbohydrate metabolic process; N-glycan processing
Cellular component (GO): membrane; endoplasmic reticulum
Molecular function (GO): calcium ion binding; mannosyl-oligosaccharide 1,2-alpha-mannosidase activity
Source: RefSeq, a predicted model, not a curated record